AUGAUGGCUAUGCAGCAGCAGCAGCAGCACGCGGGGUCGGCGUCCGGGUCGGCGUCGGCAUCGAGCUCCAGCUCGGGGCUGCACCUUCUCGCCUCGCCCUCGUCCUUCGGGGACACCACCCACACCAAGGUUUUCGUGGGCGGGCUCGCCUGGGAGACCAACAGCGAGAGGCUCCGCCGCUUCUACGAGCGCUUCGGGGACAUUCUCGAGGCCGUCGUCAUCACCGACCGCCACUCUGGCCGCUCCAAGGGAUACGGAUUCGUGACAUUCCGUGAAGCCGAGUCCGCGAGGAAGGCCUGCGAGGACCCCACGCCGGUGAUCGACGGCAGGCGAGCCAAUUGUAACCUGGCUUCAUUGGGUCGAGCCCAGCAUCGCGUGCCCCCUGGGCGGCCAAGAUCAGCUGGGUCCUACUUUGGUGUCCCAGUUCCAAGGGCCUUUUAUUUAGGGAGUUAUGGCCACCACCGACCGUUUCCACUUGGUUACUACCAAGGAUUUCCAGUUCCCCAGUACAGUUACCCUUCAUAUGGGACUGAAUACAUCUAUCCACAGGGUACAUUAAACCCAUAUUCUGGUCAGCAAUAUCUUCCUAUUUAUGGAGUCUCAGCUGCAGCAAACACAGCCAACCAAACAUUUAGCCAGUUGAGUCCAUCCAUUUCUGGUGGGGGCAAUGGUUAUUUGUCGGUUCAUAGUUACAACAUGCCUGGAAAUCAAUAUGUACAGCUCACUGGAUCAAACUUCAGCAGUGCAUCACCAACAGCUCGACCUUCCAUUCAGACUCCUUUUUUAGUAGAAAUCUGGAAAUUAUUUAAGGUACCCUUAGAUUGCAGCAGGACUAAAAAGAGCAGUGUUGCUGUAUUCACAGCAUUUGUUCUUGCCUGGCAAGAAAUCAUCCUUGCAUUCAUAAGGUUGUCGUUAUCAUGGUCAACAGAUGUACCUGUAAAUCGUGAAGUUGCCCCUAUGGAUGGGGCAAGUGAUCCAAGAGCAAUGGUUGCUCUUGCAGUUUCGCUCGGUUUAAAUCGUAUGCGUGAUGGAGCAUGA
Molecule: messenger RNA, 1038 nt
Organism: Miscanthus lutarioriparius
Lineage: Eukaryota; Viridiplantae; Streptophyta; Magnoliopsida; Poales; Poaceae
Source: the annotation of a GenBank genome assembly